AUGUUACUAUUUCUAUUUUUAAUAAUUUCAAUAUUUUCAACUACAUCCGCUGAUACUUCAGAUCAACCAAAAUUUGAUCGAUCACAUGAAACUGUUUCUGUUGUUGUCGGUAAACGUGCAUUGUUACCAUGUUACGUAUCAAUAAAAGACGCUAGUAAUAGUCCAUUUAAAGUUAUUUGGAUGAAAUUAAAUAAUAGUUCAAUUUUAACUAUGGAAGAUCGUGCUAUUAAUGGUGAUCCACGUAUAUCAUUAUUACAUGCAUAUGCUGAUGAAUGGAAUUUACAAAUUGAUGAUAUUGAUGAAGAUGAUGCUGGAAUUUAUCAAUGUGUUAUUAAUACAGGCAUGUAUAAAACAUUAACAUUAGAUGUUAAAGUUCCACCAAAAAUAAUUGAUGAACUAACAACAGAACCUUAUCCAUCACCGAUAAGAUCAGGUUCAAAUUUUACAAUAAAAUGUUAUGCACAUGGUAAACCAAUGCCAAAAAUUCGCAUUCUUUCAUAUGAUCAAUCAGACAAUGCUAAAAUUAUCAGUGAUCAAAAUGAAGUAACACUUUAUGAUAUAUCUCGUCAUACACGUCGUCGUUAUGAAUGUAUAGCUAGUAAUGGUUAUCCACCGGAUGUUGCACGUUCAUUUCAAUUAACAAUUCAAUAUGCACCUGAAUUAAAUCUUAUUGUUUUAUCAAAAACAAAUGAUGAAUUAAUAUCAUCAGUAUUAUUUAUUGAAUUAAAUCAAAAUAAUAUUCGACUUAAAUGUCAAAUAUUAAUGAAUCCAUUAGAUAAAAUUUAUUGGACAAAAGAUAAUCGUAAAUUAAUAAAUAAUCAUCAUAUACAUCAAUAUGUAUCAACUUCAAUGGAAAAUUUUAUUAUGUCUGAACUUGUGAUAAAAGAAUUUUUAAAUGAUGAUCAAGGUGAAUAUUCAUGUAUUGCUUCAAAUUUAUUAGGAAUGAAUUCAAAAAGUAUUCAAUUAUUUGUUGCACCAACAACAACAACAACAACAACAACAACGACGACAACAACAACAAUUAUAACUUCAACAAUAACUGAAUUAUCAACUUCACGAAUGAUUAUUCCACGUCGUAAACGUCCAAAACAUAGUCGAACAACAACAAUAUCACAAGAAUUCUAUCGUUCAACAGAACUUUUAAGAGAGAUGACUAUCAUAUCAUCACAAGGUAAAUGA
This is a messenger RNA of Rotaria sp. Silwood1, 1179 nucleotides long. Lineage: Eukaryota; Metazoa; Rotifera; Eurotatoria; Philodinida; Philodinidae. The record is from the annotation of a GenBank genome assembly.